This is a messenger RNA of Caenorhabditis elegans, 1042 nucleotides long. RefSeq names its product Serpentine receptor class r-10 (gene str-156). Bases 8 to 1042 code for a protein of 344 amino acids. Gene Ontology annotation, cellular component: ciliary membrane. Gene Ontology annotation, biological process: detection of chemical stimulus involved in sensory perception of smell. The record is from RefSeq and is marked reviewed. NCBI's taxonomy places the organism in Eukaryota, Metazoa, Nematoda, Chromadorea, Rhabditida, Rhabditidae. The transcript has 8 exons.
CUAAAAAAUGGGAAAAUUUUCCCUUAUAAAAUUAAUAACUCAGCCAAUCGCUGCAGUACUCUCUGUUUUGGUAAACUCCGUUCUCAUUCUACUGGUUAUUACAAACUCCCCACGAAAAAUGGGAAGCUAUAAAUACUUGCUCAUAUAUUUUUCAGCUCUGACAAUUGUAUAUGCAGCUCUUGACUUUGUUGCAGCCCCGUACAUGUUUAAUGACGAAUCGACAGGAGUAGUUCUUGUGGAUUUGCGGAAUAAUUUAUUAAAGGACCAUCCAGAUAUUUUGAUGUUUAAUUUUGUUUCCGGGGUUGCGUGCUUUGGAUCAAGUCUUUACGCUAUUGCAAUCAAUUUUAUAUAUCGAUAUUUUGCUGUUCAAAGAGAAGGCCGCCUCCGAUACUUUUCCGGAUUUCGCCUUGUUUUUUGGAUUCUUUUAUCAAUUCUCUGUGGAAUCAUGACAGGGUUCAUGUUCUACGCAAUAGGUUCUCGUCAAGAAAUCUCACAGGGUUUGAGAGAAAAUUUGGAAACCAUGUAUGACUUGGAUAUAAAUCAAACAAUAUAUUAUGUAUUUUUGUAUUGGCAACCUAACGAUGGAAGUCAAUAUUUUACAGCAAGAGAUAUUAUGGCAAAUAUGGGGAUAACCAUCUUGAUGAUGAUUCCUAUUCUUCUCAUCGUCUUUUUCGGAACAAAGACUUAUCGAAAAGUCAAGAAUCUGACAACUCAUGGAAAAAGUGAAUACUCAAAGCGGCUUCAAAUGCAACUUUACAAAGCUCUUGUCGCACAGAUAAUUAUUCCAUCUGUUUUCCUGUUUCUCCCGACUUUAUUAAUUGCUGCAGGUCCACUUUUCAAGCUUAAUAUUCCAUGGGCUAGUCUUCCAUUAUCUAUUUUAUUUUCAAUUUUCUCAGUGAUGGAUUCUAUUAGAAUUAUUUUUCUUGUAGAUGAGUAUAGAAAUGCACUUUUUGAGUUUUUCGGAGGAUUCUGUUGUGUAAAUGAAGUCGUUCCCGCUUCAGCUCGUGAUACCAGUAGCGAUCAGUUGGGAGGGAUUCUCUGA